Molecule: messenger RNA, 3450 nt
Organism: Exophiala aquamarina CBS 119918
Lineage: Eukaryota; Fungi; Ascomycota; Eurotiomycetes; Chaetothyriales; Herpotrichiellaceae
Product: DEAD/DEAH box helicase domain-containing protein
Exons: 1
Coding region: 1-3450 (1149 amino acids)
Molecular function (GO): ATP binding; nucleic acid binding
Source: RefSeq, a predicted model, not a curated record
AUGGCUAAAUUGCAAGCAGCAACAGUCUCCAAAGUACCUGUAAACCGCAAACGCAAGCGACAGCCAAAGCCCAUCGAAAACUCCACCACAGAAGCCGAUCCCACGACCUGCACUAUCACCACUACCACCACGACAAAAGUUCCCACCAAAAAUCAUGACGGGGGUAGUAACACAAAGAGGUCAAAGGAGGGUUCGAAGCCUGCCCUACUCCGCCGAAAUUCCUCCACGAACCUCAUCGAGACCGAUAUCCCCUGGCCUGACCAUUUCACCUACCUGGCGCAGUUACAUAAGGCAUUGAAUCUUGUUUAUACCUUCUGUUGCACCCGAAAGCACUUCGCGACUACCUGGGAUAACAUCAAGUCUACAGUCGAAGGGCACAUCAAGAAGUCACUCCUGGUAGAAGAUGUGGCGCAGGUGAAGGCUUUAGUACCACGGGCAAUCAACUUUACCUAUGUUGACGAGGAACAUUUAUUGGUGACUCUCAUGGGAGAGGAAGAUGGGGUCAAAGGAGGGCGGGCAGAGCAUUUUCGAUCGCUGCAAGAGGAUGAGAAUGCGCCCAAAAACACAAUGGAAACUCAGAAGGAGAUGCUCUUAUUCGAAUUCAUUGAUGGUGACCUCAAAAGACAAGUGGUGGAUCCCAAGACCGGUCAACCAGUCAAGGUGACACAGAAGCUAAGGAAUGAGGAGCUUAAGAUGCCAGUAUUCAGCCAGAAAUCAAUGUUGAAGUUGAUCGAGAAACGCAAUGCCAAAUUUACGUCAGCCAUCAAUGCCUUCCUGAACCAGUGUGCAGAUGAUGAAGUGGAUGCUGUCGAGAAAAUUUUGGAAGCGAAACAGCAGUAUAUCCCAUAUCCCUCUACGAGCCGGGCAACUUCGCCAGGGGCAGAAUUGGCGGGUCCCCCUAAAUCUAUACCUGAAGAACGUCUAUCAAUAUCCGAGAUUGUCAAGGAGAUCACAGAGAUGGAAUGGUAUACAAACCAAAUAGUACCCGAUGGCCACCGAGUCUUCGAUCCACAGCCGGCCAUCUACAAUGAGCUUACGUUUCAAUUGUCCCAAAACCUUGUCAACGCACUUUACAAUAGCCGAGGUAUCACACAGCUGUACUCUCAUCAAGCUGAGGCAAUCAAUAAUCUCCACGAUGGGUACAAUGUGAUCGUUGCAACAUCAACCAGUUCUGGAAAGUCAUUGAUUUAUCAAAUCCCGAUGCUUCACGAACUUGAGCGGGAUCCUGAAAGCAGGGGUAUGUACAUCUUUCCAACAAAAGCGCUCGCACAAGACCAGCGACGAAGUAUGAAAGAGUUGUUGAAGUAUAUCCCGGACUUCGAGAAUGUCAUCGUUGAGACUUUCGACGGUGAUACCCCCAUGAAAGACAGAAACCUAAUUCGUGAUGAAGGACGUAUCAUCUUUACGAAUCCAGACAUGCUUCACAUCACUAUUCUACCACAAGAAAGCAGUUGGAGAGCCUUUUUGAGGAAUCUCAAAUUUGUUGUUGUCGACGAGUUGCAUGUAUACAAUGGUCUUUUUGGAGCCCAUGUCGCUUUCAUCAUGCGGCGGUUACGACGGAUAUGCGCGGCCGUAGGAAAUCGUAAGGUCAAGUUCAUUUCCUGCUCAGCCACGGUGGCUAACCCCGAAGAGCAUAUGAAGACAGUCUUUGGUGUUGAUAAGGUCAGGUUGACAGAUUAUGAUGGCUCGCCAUCUGGCCGAAAGGAGUUCAUUUGCUGGAACACACCCUACAAAGAUCCUGGUGAUCCCUCAUCAGGGCGUGGGGACACGUUCGCCGAAACGGCUCGUUUGAUUUGCCAAUUGAUUCUCAGAGGCGUGCGAACGAUUGCGUUCUGUCGAGUUCGAAAACAAUGCGAAGUACUGCUCAGUGCGGUGAAGGCCGAGUUUGCUGCACAAGAAAGGCCAGAGUGUGCAGCUCUUGUCAUGGGUUAUCGUGGUGGAUACUCAGCACAAGACCGUCGGCGCAUUGAGUCUGAGAUGUUUGGUGGAAAGCUAAUGGGGAUUGUUGCAACCACGGCUCUCGAGCUAGGUGUUGACAUCGGAUCUCUGGAUGCUGUUGUGACCAUGGGUUUCCCCUACACAAUCGCCAAUCUAAGACAACAAAGUGGCCGAGCCGGCAGGAGAAACAGAGAUUCACUCUCUGUCCUGGUCGGUGAUUGCUUCGCGGUCGAUCAGUAUUAUAUGCAGAAUCCGGACGAGAUUUUCACAAAGCCCAACUGUGAGCUUCAAGUCGAUCUCACCAACGAGCUUGUAGUUGAAGGUCAUGUCCAGUGUGCGGCGUUCGAGAUGCCGAUUCAACCAGACGAAGAUGUCAAGUUUCUGGGCAAGAUGUUACCAGAUAUCUGCAGCUCCCGACUUUCCUAUGACCCGAUUGGAUUCUAUCACUGUAAUGAAAGAUUUCGGCCCUCACCUUCCAAAUGCGUCAGCAUCAGAGACACAGAAGAUGGCCACUUCGCGGUUGUAGACAUUACCCAUGGUCGGAAUAUUGUGCUGGAAGAAGUUGAGCCCUCUCGCGCUUUCUUCACCCUUUACGACGGGGGAAUCUUCCUCCAUCAAGGCCGUACAUAUAUGGUCAAGGAGUUCUCUCCAGAGAGGAGAAUUGCCCGGGUGCAGCUCGUCAAAGUCGAUUGGACAACGCAGCAAAGAGACUACACGGACGUCGACCCUAUCGAAACGGAGCAGGUCCGUCGCGUGUCGGCCAACUCUUUGACAAAAGCGUAUUUUGGUCGAAUCAAAAUCCAUGCCGUAGUCUUCGGUUUCUUCAAACUCGAUCAAAAGCGACGUAUCUUGGACGCCGUGGCUGUUGAUAAUCCGCCGGUUAUCAUAUUCUCCCGGGGUUUAUGGCUGGACGUACCCAAAUUUGCACUUCAGAUUCUUAAAGACAAGCGGCUGAAUCUUGCUGCUGGGAUCCACGCCGCCGAACAUGCUCUGAUGAGCCUAAUGCCUCAAUUUGUUGUUUCGAUGCCCGGCGAUGUCCGCACAGAGUGCAAGAACGCACUUAAGGAAUUCGCCAAGAAAGAAACCCAGAGGAAGAGACCGGCUCGCUUAACAUUCUAUGAUUCCAAGGGCGGUGCUGCAGGUUCUGGUAUUGCGGCAAAAGCCUUUGAAUUCAUCGACGUGCUUCUGGAGCGUGCCGUGCAACGUGUUUCGGCCUGUCACUGCAUCGAAGGCUGCACAGAGUGCAUCUGUGACGAGCGAUGUAAGGAGAAUAAUAUGAUUAUGAGUAAAGCAGGUGCAGAGGUGAUUCUGCGAUCUCUCAUCGGCGCGGAGAUUGACAUUGAUGCAUUGCCAGAGGGUGAAGAGGAGCGAGUCCCUGCCGGGAUAGAAACGGUGAUUUUCGCAGAGGAGAUCAUGGGUAGAAAUGGUCGGAGAGUCGAGGAGGGAGAAUACCUCAAGAGGGAGAAAAAAGAUGACGAAGCUAUUGUUAUCAAAGAUGAGCCUGACGAUUGA